Rhodamnia argentea is the source of this 2136-nucleotide messenger RNA. RefSeq names its product trihelix transcription factor ASIL2-like. NCBI's taxonomy places the organism in Eukaryota, Viridiplantae, Streptophyta, Magnoliopsida, Myrtales, Myrtaceae. The transcript is spliced from 2 exons. Gene Ontology annotation, molecular function: transcription cis-regulatory region binding. Gene Ontology annotation, cellular component: nucleus. Bases 712 to 1947 code for a protein of 411 amino acids. The record is from RefSeq and is a predicted model, not a curated record.
UUAUCAUGAAUAUUUCGGUAUAGCCAUCAAUUUCUUGCUGAAUUUUCUGUUGUGUGGACCGUCGCAAAUUUACCAACUUGCUGCUUGUGAAAAAGAGCGUCGGGAUUUUUCUUACUUGAAUUUGGAUCGAUCGGAUUUCGUGUGAAAACCAUCGACGGCUGUAAUUUCACUAGGUCGAUUCGUUCCGGUUCGGGUAAGGAUUUUCCUCUCGAAGCGGCACUAUAUAAAUGUCCGAAAAGAUUUUGAUUUUUGGCAUGAUCUGUUUUUAUUUGUUUUUAAUUUUUCUCGUUUCAUAUUUGCUUUGCACUGGUUUUGUUUUCCCCGUCGUCAGCCCAACCAAAAGAGCACAGCCAAAACUCCCAAAGGAUCCACCUACCGUCACCAAACAGCCGGCGAACCCGCAGAGAACCCACCGGUGACAGGAUCCCCCACGGUACCACCCAAUCGGAUCUCGCCACCUCGGACCCUCCUUCCCUAUCUGUCCUCCACGUGUCCUUCCCCCUCUCCGUCUCGCUUUACCGUCGCCGUCAGCCAAACCCCGCUCCCUCUCUCCGUCAACCGUUAAUUACGCUGAGAAAACCCAACACACGAACGAACCACUCUCUCUUUCUCUCUCUCUCGCUUGCUCGCUCUCGCAAGUUUUCGCUGAUCUUAUUGGUCGGUCAGUGCUUAACCCGCGGACCUCCCGGCGCACGAUAGUCCAGGCCUCCCAUGGAAGACGAUGACGAGAUCCGCUCGCCGCCGACUCCCAGCCCCCCCAGCGCGUCGCCCUCGCCCUCGCCGUCCCCUUCCCCGUCUCCGCCGAGCGCCACCAACGGCCGCAUAACGGUGACUGUCCCCCCCGCCUCCAGCGGCGACGCGGCAGCCUCCCCUGCGCAGCCGCAGCCACCUCCGAACAGCCUCGCCCUGGCCCUCCCGAUCCAGCAUCUGAGGCCCGGCAUCGGCGGCGGAGGCGGGGGAGGAGGAGGGCGCGAGGACUGUUGGAGCGAAGGAGCGACGGCGGUGCUGAUCGGCGCCUGGGGAGAGCGGUAUCUGGAGCUGAGCAGGGGGAAUCUGAAGCAGAAGCACUGGAAGGAAGUGGCCGACGUGGUGAGCAGCAGAGACGAGUAUGCGAAGCCGCCGAAGAGCGACAUCCAGUGCAAGAACAGGAUCGACACGGUGAAGAAGAAGUACAAGCUCGAGAAGGCGAAGAUCUCCGCCGGCGGAGGCCCGAGCAAGUGGAGGUUCUUCGACAAAUUGGAUCAUCUGAUCGGACCGUCCGCGAAGUACACCUCCCCGGCGGCCGCCGCGGCGACUCCGAGUCCCGUGCGGACGCAGCAAGAUGUUCCGGUAGGUAUCCCCGUCGGCAUCAGGUCGUCGGUUAGUAGUCAACACAAGGACCAGCGAUCGUCACAAACAGAGCAACAGCACAAGCAAGGGCAGCCACCGCGAGGCGGCCAGAAGAUGCAGAUCCGGAAGAGGAGGAAGGCGGAGUCGGAAUCGGAGCCGGACAUCUCCGACAACGACGGCUCCUCCACCGACAGCCUGCCGCCGGAGAUUCACCGCCCUAAGAGGACUAAACCUGGGAGAGAGGCGAAUCCGAACGAGACGGGAGCGAGGCCGCCGCCGCCGCCGCCGAAGCAGAAGGGCAACGGGUUGGGGAGCUCCAUUGGGGAUUUGACCCAUGCGAUCACAAACUUCGGGGAGGUGUACGAGCAGACGGAGAGCGCCAAGUUGCAGCAGGUGGUGGAGAUGGAGAAGCAGAGGAUGAAGUUCGCCAAGGAGCUGGAGUUGCAGAGGAUGCAGUUCUUCAUGAAGACCCAGUUGGAGAUCUCCCAGAUGAGGCACCCUCCCGGUAAGAAGAUUGGGAUUGGCGGCGGGGACGGAGGAGGAGGCGGCUGCGGCGGCAGCGGAGGGAGUGGUGAGAAUCACCAGCAUAGGAACAACAACAGUGAUGAUAGUAACUAGAUUUUGCAACUGGAAGUGUAGAAAUUUAUGUAGGAGUUGCUAGGAAAUCUCCGAUUCAUAUGGUGAAGAGGAAGAAGAAGACUUUUAACUUGAGAUUGUGUUCCUGGGGGUGUUAAUGUUGCUCUGUAUCUUGAAUUGGGCUUCUGUCAAUUAUGAUAAUCCAAGGCAUAAUGGCAAAAUCCUCUCGAA